AUGGCGGAUGAGAAUGAGACAGCACCGAAGCCGGAGAAAGAAACUGGGGAAGAGGAAGACCAUGGACACUGCAGCGAUUGUGAAAACGAGGAGCAUCACAUGGAUGAUGGGGACAAGGGCGAGUCCGGUGCCAAAAAGAAGAAAAAGAAACAGAAGAAAAAGAAGGAUAAGUCUGGAGGCAAGGACGCUGCACAAGACCCUUUGGCAAAGGUAAACUCUCUCCCUGUUGAUAAACUCCAGGAGAUUCAGAAGGCCAUUGAGUUGUUCUCAGUCGGACAGGGCCCAGCCAAAACCAUGGAGGAGGCUACACGUCGCAGUUACCAGUUCUGGGACACCCAGCCUGUCCCUAAACUAGGAGAGGUGGUGACAACACAUGGUUCCAUAGAACCAGACAAGGAUUCCAUUCGAGAGGAAUCGUACAGUCUCCCACAGGGCUUUAGCUGGGAUGCUCUCGACUUGGGCAACCCUGCGGUGCUGAAGGAACUGUACACUCUUUUGAAUGAAAACUAUGUGGAGGAUGAUGACAACAUGUUCCGCUUUGACUAUUCUCCUGAGUUUCUGCUUUGGGCUCUUCGUCCUCCGGGCUGGCUGCGUGAGUGGCACUGUGGUGUGAGAGUGAACUCCAAUCAGAAGCUCGUGGGCUUUAUCAGUGCCAUCCCAGCCAACAUCCGCAUCUACGACAUAGAGAAGAACAUGGUGGAGAUUAACUUCCUGUGUGUCCAUAAGAAGCUUCGUUCCAAACGCGUGGCGCCUGUUCUCAUCCGUGAGAUCACCAGACGGGUCAACCUGAAGGGCAUCUUUCAGGCCGUCUACACCGCUGGGGUGGUCCUGCCCAAACCAGUGGGCACCUGCAGAUAUUGGCAUCGAUCUCUGAACCCACGUAAGCUGAUAGAGGUGAAGUUUUCUCACCUGAGUCGAAACAUGACUAUGCAACGCACGAUGAAGCUCUACCGCCUGCCUGAGGCCCCUAAGACGGCGGGCCUCAGGCCGAUGACCCGUAAGGAUGUGCCGGCGGUUCACAGCCUGCUUCUGGAGUACCUGAGUCAGUUCCACCUGGUACCUGUCAUGACCCCAGAUGAGGUGGAACACUGGUUCCUGCCCCAGGAGAGCAUCAUCGACACUUACGUGGUCGAGGGUUCGGAGGGGAAAAUAACCGACUUCCUGAGUUUCUACACGUUGCCGUCCACCAUUAUGAACCACCCUGUGCAUCGCAGCCUGAAGGCGGCCUACUCCUUCUACAACGUACACACUGCCACCCCACUGCUCGACCUGAUGGGCGACGCCCUCAUCCUCGCCAAGUCGAAAGGGUUUGAUGUCUUUAAUGCACUGGAUCUGAUGGAGAAUAAGACAUUUUUGGAGAAGCUCAAGUUUGGCAUUGGAGAUGGAAAUCUGCAGUAUUACCUGUACAAUUGGAAAUGCCCAGGCAUGAAUUCAGAGAAGGUGGGUUUGGUACUGCAGUGAACAGUUUUCCAUCCUUGGCCCCUCCCCCUCCUCGUGCCGUAACGUGGCCAAGAUAAAACAUUACGCACUGACCACCCAGACAGACGACGGACUUUCCCGCCUCAGGAACAAGAAGGCACCGCCCAUUUUUACAUUUUUUUGAACUUUGAACCUUUUUUGGACCUGCACUACUUACUGCUGUCAGGCCUGGAGGCGAAGGUUAAGGAGGAGUGACCUAACUCCUUCAUUCUCUCUCUCUCUCUCUUUCUGUGUCUCUCUUUCUCCUUCUCUCUCUCUCUUUGUUCCCCCCUCUCAAUGCAUGGACAAAAAAAACAAACACUGUAAUUACCAUAAUCAAGCCAGAACAGCGUUAGUCUGUUGCGAUUGUACCAUGCCCACACACACACACACACACACACACACACACAGAGGAAAUUAAAAACAAGAGGAAUAAAAAUCACUGUUAACAUCUGAAACAGCUCAUGAAAUUCUCAUAUAUAGUUAAUCCGCUACUCGUCUACCUAACAGAACACUUACACAUUUGACAUGACAUUUCCCCCCCCCCCCCUCAUGAGACGUCUCGCUGCAAAGACGAGAAAAGAAUGGACAGAAUUCUUCUUGUCGUUUU
Chanos chanos (milkfish) is the source of this 2068-nucleotide messenger RNA. RefSeq names its product N-myristoyltransferase 1a (gene nmt1a). The record is from RefSeq and is a predicted model, not a curated record. Lineage: Eukaryota; Metazoa; Chordata; Actinopteri; Gonorynchiformes; Chanidae. The coding region runs from base 1 to 1461 and encodes 486 amino acids. Gene Ontology annotation, biological process: N-terminal peptidyl-glycine N-myristoylation. Gene Ontology annotation, cellular component: cytoplasm. Gene Ontology annotation, molecular function: glycylpeptide N-tetradecanoyltransferase activity. The transcript is spliced from 12 exons.